UCUCAGGUUAGGCGGUUUUUUUAGUGAGUCAGUGCUAUAAGCGCGGAUCAAGUCGGACGCCUUUUGUGUUUAAGAAGUGCAAGAACUUUUUUUUAACCACCACAAUGAGGGAAAUCGUUCAUCUACAGGCAGGGCAGUGUGGAAACCAAAUUGGAGCAAAGUUCUGGGAGGUGAUUAGUGACGAACAUGGAAUCGACCCAUCCGGGACGUACCACGGAGACAGCGACCUGCAGCUGGAGAGAAUCAACGUCUAUUACAACGAGGCAGCAGGUGGGAAGUAUGUCCCUCGUGCAGUGCUGGUUGACUUGGAACCAGGAACGAUGGACUCUGUGAGGUCCGGUCCGUUCGGCCAGGUCUUCAGACCAGACAACUUUGUCUUCGGCCAGAGUGGUGCAGGUAAUAACUGGGCCAAGGGCCACUACACGGAGGGAGCCGAGCUGGUGGACUCGGUGUUGGACGUGGUGAGAAAGGAGGCGGAGAGCUGCGACUGCCUGCAGGGCUUCCAGCUCACACACUCCCUGGGCGGAGGCACUGGUUCUGGGAUGGGAACGCUGCUCAUCAGCAAGAUCCGCGAGGAGUAUCCGGACCGCAUCAUGAACACGUUCAGCGUGGUGCCCUCGCCCAAGGUGUCUGACACAGUCGUAGAGCCGUACAACGCCACCCUGUCAGUCCACCAGCUGGUGGAGAACACAGAUGAAACCUACUGCAUCGAUAAUGAGGCUCUGUACGACAUCUGCUUCCGCACGCUCAAGCUGACCACGCCCACCUACGGAGACCUCAACCACCUGGUCUCCGCCACCAUGAGUGGAGUGACCACCUGUCUGCGCUUCCCCGGUCAGCUCAACGCCGACCUGAGGAAACUGGCCGUCAACAUGGUUCCAUUCCCCAGGCUGCACUUCUUCAUGCCGGGCUUUGCCCCCCUGACCAGCAGGGGGAGCCAGCAGUACAGGGCGUUGACAGUUCCUGAACUCACCCAGCAGAUGUUCGAUGCCAAGAACAUGAUGGCCGCCUGCGACCCACGCCACGGGCGAUACCUGACGGUGGCCGCCAUCUUCCGCGGUCGCAUGUCCAUGAAGGAGGUGGACGAGCAGAUGCUGAACGUGCAGAACAAGAACAGCAGCUACUUCGUGGAGUGGAUCCCCAACAACGUGAAGACGGCCGUCUGCGACAUCCCUCCCCGGGGCCUGAAAAUGGCCGCCACCUUCAUCGGCAACAGCACGGCCAUCCAAGAACUGUUCAAGCGCAUCUCAGAGCAGUUCACCGCCAUGUUCCGCCGCAAGGCUUUCCUUCACUGGUACACCGGCGAGGGCAUGGACGAGAUGGAGUUCACCGAGGCCGAGAGCAACAUGAACGACCUGGUGUCCGAGUACCAGCAGUACCAGGACGCCACCGCUGAAGAGGAGGGGGAAUUUGAGGAUGAGGGUGAAGAAGAGAUGGCCUAGGGGGCAGCACUGACCCGGGGCUGAAGGAUGUUCGCUUUAAAAGUCGAUUAUUUGGACAAUCACAACCAAAACCACAAAAAUAGUUCUGUGUAAAGAGUGGACUGGUACCAGUCCACUCUGCUGGUACCAGUCCACUCUGCUGGUACCAGUCCACUCUGUUUGUUCGUCUUUCCUUCAGUUUGAAUAUAAAUGUUUUUCUAAACUUUUUUUCUACCUGAUCAACGUCCUGUUGUCGUGAGUGAAGACAAAUGGUCUGUUCUGUCUGUUCUGUCUUCAGGUAGAGUUGAGUCAGUGGUCAGAAAGUCACUGACCACUGCUGGUGUAAUGUGUGUUUAUUAUUAUUUGACUAAAGUCCCAUUCCAUGGUCUGGCCCCAUGUAUUGAACCACCAACAGCUGGUGGGAGACGAUCUGUACCACGUGACAAUAAAGGAUUCACUUCACAC
This is a messenger RNA of Cynoglossus semilaevis (tongue sole), 1886 nucleotides long. RefSeq names its product tubulin beta-4B chain. Gene Ontology annotation, molecular function: structural constituent of cytoskeleton; GTPase activity; GTP binding. Gene Ontology annotation, cellular component: microtubule. The coding region runs from base 105 to 1442 and encodes 445 amino acids. The transcript is spliced from 7 exons. The record is from RefSeq and is a predicted model, not a curated record. Gene Ontology annotation, biological process: microtubule-based process. Lineage: Eukaryota; Metazoa; Chordata; Actinopteri; Pleuronectiformes; Cynoglossidae.